This is a messenger RNA of Vigna radiata var. radiata (mung bean), 2315 nucleotides long. Its product is annotated as ATPase family AAA domain-containing protein 3-B. Bases 75 to 1925 code for a protein of 616 amino acids. Gene Ontology annotation, biological process: mitochondrion organization. The transcript has 8 exons. Gene Ontology annotation, cellular component: mitochondrion. Lineage: Eukaryota; Viridiplantae; Streptophyta; Magnoliopsida; Fabales; Fabaceae. Gene Ontology annotation, molecular function: ATP hydrolysis activity; ATP binding; zinc ion binding. The record is from RefSeq and is a predicted model, not a curated record.
UUCCUUAAACCUACGCAGACCCUUAAACCCUACGCAGCGGGUUUCUUCUUCCUUCUUUGUUCUUCAUUCCUUCAAUGGCUUUGAAAACCUACGCAUCCGCCAUAGCCGCAGCUGCUGCCAGUGCCGCAUUACUGAAUCAGAGCACUGCUUACGCAGAUGGAAUUUCACCACCGAAUCCUUCUGAAAAUCAACCUUCUCCGGCGCCGCCAAAGGUGCGAAACGAUCAUCCGAGGACCACUUCUGCUGGGUUUGAUCCCGAGGCCCUGGAGAGAGGGGUUAAGGCUCUCAAGGAAAUUUCCGCUUCACCCCACGGAAAAAAGGUCUUUGAAACUAUCAAAAAGCAAGAGGAGACAAAACAAGCAGAGCUUGCUGCAAAGGUUGCUGAAUUUAGGCAAAUGAAAGCACAGCAUGAGACAGAAAGACAAAAAAUUAUAUAUGAUGAGCAAAAAAAGCUUGCUCAGCAUCAGGCACAAACAAAAUCUCAAAUGGCCAAAUAUGAGGAUGAGUUGGCAAGGAAGAGGAUGCAGGCUGAAAAUGAAUAUCAGCGAUCCAGGAACCAAGAACUAGUAAAAAUGCAAGAAGAAUCAUCAAUCAGACAGGAGCAAGCUCGACGUGCAACAGAAGAACAAAUCCAAGCACAAAGAAGGCAAACUGAAAGAGAGAAAGCUGAGAUUGAACGUGAAACAAUCAGAGUAAGGGCUAUGGCAGAAGCAGAAGGCAGAGCACAUGAAGCAAAGCUAGCAGAAGAUGUUAACAGGCGAAUGCUGGUUGAUCGUGCUAAUGCUGAACGAGAAAAAUGGGUUGCUGCCAUAAAUACCACUUUUGAGCAUAUUGGAGGGGGUAUAAGAGCCAUUCUAACGGAUCAAAAUAAGUUGGUUGUCGCAGUUGGUGGAGUGACUGCUCUGGCAGCAGGGGUCUACACUACAAGGGAAGGUGCACGAGUAAUUUGGGGAUAUAUUGAUAGAAUAUUGGGACAACCAUCGUUGAUUCGAGAGUCCUCCAGAGGGAAAUAUCCCUGGUCUGGCAUGUUUUCUCGUGCCAUGAGCUCCCUAUCUCGACAUAAUGAUCCAGCAUCUGCCUCUAAAAAUGGAAAUGGUUUUGGUGACGUGAUUUUGCAUUCUUCUCUUCAGAAACGAAUUGAACAGCUGUCAUCUGCAACUGCAAAUACAAAAGCUCAUCAAGCACCAUUCAGAAACAUGCUUUUUUAUGGUCCUCCUGGAACUGGAAAGACAAUGGCUGCUAGAGAGUUAGCUCGUAAAUCUGGAUUAGAUUAUGCAUUAAUGACUGGAGGAGACGUUGCUCCUCUGGGGUCACAGGCUGUAACGAAGAUACACCAGUUGUUUGAUUGGGCUAAAAAAUCAAAAAGGGGUUUAUUGCUUUUCAUUGAUGAAGCCGAUGCAUUUCUGUGCGAGCGGAACAAGACUUAUAUGAGUGAAGCACAAAGAAGUGCUUUAAAUGCCCUUCUCUUCAGAACCGGUGACCAGUCUAAGGACAUAGUCCUUGCUCUUGCCACAAAUCGUCCUGGUGAUCUUGAUUCGGCUGUUGCGGACCGAAUCGAUGAGGUUCUAGAAUUUCCCUUGCCUGGGGAAGAGGAGCGCUUCAAACUUCUUAAGCUCUAUCUGGAUAAGUACAUAGCCCAAGCAGGAUCCAGAAAAUCUGGUUUUGUUAAAGAUUUGUUUAAAGGAAAGCCACAACAAAUAGAAAUUAGGGGAUUGACUGAUGAUAUUAUAAAGGAAGCUGCAGCUAAAACCGAGGGAUUUUCUGGAAGAGAAAUAGCCAAACUGAUGGCAAGUGUCCAGGCUGCUGUAUAUGGAAGUGAGAAUUGUGUGCUUGAUCCAAGUUUGUUCCGUGAAGUGGUAGAUUAUAAAGUUGCAGAGCAUCAGCAGAGAAGAAAAUUGGCAGGUAGUGAUAAACCUAUGCCAUGAGGAGUUUUAGAGAUUUUAUCAAAAACCCUUGUAAAAUGUAGGUCUGGUCCAUUGCAUUAUGUUAUGGGCAUGCUGCUAUUUAUUGGUUCCCCUAAUUGAUGAGAAGAUUUUGGAAUUUGAAUUUUUUAGUGUUUCAUUUACGGCUGAUAAUCACUAUUCAACAUUCAUCUCUAAAUGUAGCAGCAGCUAAUCCAGGGUUUGAUAUCACGUUGAAUAUUCUUUUUCUCCCUUCACUGGCCAAAAACUAGGUUUCUUGCUGUCACUGGAAGUUACAUGUACUUCUUGAAAAACCAUCAGUCUACUCUACUGUGGUCUAGUGGAGGCUCUAUUUUCAUUUGUAAUUUUUUUUAUAUAGUAUUAAUUACAAUAAAAAUAUAUUGUGGGAUUCAA